UCACCGCAUACCGUCACCGCACAGCCGAGUAGCACUUGCAGCACUAUAAACAUCUGUUGAGGCUACAUGCAGCCGCUCGUCCAAUUCUGUUGCCCUUAGAAAGGGCAGAUUGUAGGUUGCAAUUGCACACACGGAUUUGACGGGGCCGUUCACAACCUUGACUCUAGGUCUGUGUUAACUGAAAAUUCUGCGAGUGCCUUGAUGGCUUAGUUCGUUAGUAUUACGUGUGAACACUAGGAGCUUUCCACCCUCCCAGGGAAGGGAGGAGGAAAGCCCCGGCUUCCAUGGGUAACGGCUUCCAUGGGUAAAAUGAAAGCUUUCCGCCUAUGUUUAUCAAUCAGUAUUUGUUAGAAAAAAGAAAAAGAAAGCUGAUAAUGUCUUUUUUAAAGAAGAACGAGAAGUGCUGUGAAUUCUUCAAAAACAAGAAAACAUAACACGCUAGGACUUAAAUACACGACACAAGACAGAAUCAGAGACGACAAGAAAUGCAACUGAGCUUACGAAAUUAUAAAGUUUCGCAAAGGUUGCUUUUCCCACCAGACAUAAAGAGCGAACGCAGUCAGCGGUAUACGUGGCGCCCUCUGUUAUCCAGCAGGCGAAGUAAACUAGCAAUUUGGCGAGUACCAGCGGCACCGACCAGGGUAGCCUACGAUUGGUAGUGACCUUGUUUGGCAUAUGAGUGUGCCCGCCUGCUGCCGCUACCUGUCGCCACAAAAAUGAAAAGACCAGGAAGGUGACACAAUGACAUCUGCUAUCCUUGGAAGAUAGCUUGAGGGCUUAUUCUUGACUGGGAGGUGCUGUCUCGCUCGUCAGAAGGAGGCAAUCCUUAGGCAAGGAAAAUGAAUAAUCGAGAAAUGCUUGCAAAAACGGUCCUCAACAAUGUGUCCUCAAGACAAGUUACAAGUCGCCCUGAGCAUCGCCUGCCACCUUCUGGCACUUCAUUUUCAAGCACACCUGUUCCAACUCAGUUGACUCGGAAUAGUCACGUGACUGUCACGUUGGAUGGCACAUCAAGCGCACGAAACUUGUUGCAACAACAUACUCGACCAUACUUUGACUCACUUCUUCGACGUCAGCUGAACAAAUCUGCCAUGGGCCCAGCAGCAGCAGUAGGAGCACCAUCAGCAGCAUCCAGCAAGGGCCAGCCAUUAGCCCCUGAGAGGAGCCUACUUGCCCAGCACUUAGCUCAGAGAAAUAGUGAGCCAAAUGGUGUGGAGCUAGCCCCCACUGAAAGAGUGCGCGUAUUGAAAACAUCGGGUGGGACAGUAACAGUGCGCUCGCUCAGCCCUGUGGCUGUGCCCAUCAGGGUACAUGCAGAACAAGCCAGAGCACCUUAUAGCACAUUGCAGACUGAACCACCUAGGGCACCUCCCCGUAGCAUAGAGCAUGGUGUUGCCAGCGUCCCCUUGCAGAGGAGAGCACCACCAUCAUCGCCCAUCGUAAGUGCACCUGUUGCGGUACCGCGCAGAAUAUUGCCCAAGCCCGUGCAUAGCCUGGCCUUCAUGGCCAAUGGGAGCCGUACACAUCAGAAUUCAUCCGUGGUCUCUGUUCAGGAUGCAACCUCGAGAGUGAGGUAUGUGGAUGCGCCUGUUCAUGCCAGUCCAAAUGAUGUAAUCACUGGUCUGAAGAAUAUGGCGGUAGUUCACCCUCAGGUACGACCUGCCAUGUCUGUUAAGCCCAUCGCUGCUGAUGAAUUAGCCAAAGAUGUGCAGCUGUCAAAGACAACCCUUCAAAAUAUGGCCGCCAGCGUGGCACAGAAAAUGACACAGUCAAGCACCACAGAAGUAGCUUCUGCUGCUGAGCACAGGACUCUUUUAGAGCCAAACCGUGUCGUGCCAGUGUCAAUCCAGCGAAGUGUUCCCGAACCUGUACAGCGUGUAGGAGAAGAUGAAGGCAGGAAGUCGAAAAUGAUCAUUGUGGACCUCACAGAACCCACAGAAACUUCUCCAGCAGCUAAGCAGGAUUCAUCAGCCAUGAGCGCACGAGCUGAGAUGAGGUUGUCAACACCUCCUACUGCGACAGAUGAACCGCUUCAGUUGGAGGCGGGUUGCCUCCAAGUGCCAUCGGGCCUCAAAGUGGACUUUAUCAACUUAGACGACUUGUUAAUAGGCGACCUAAGCUAUCUAGCCAAGUACUUUGGCCUGAGCAUACUGGAGCCCCUGUCUAUGGAUGAUAUUGCCAACAAGGGACUGUCAGAGUGGAUAGAUAUCGCGGAUGAAGCCGAGGUGGAAAGGACAUUUGUAGAGUUGAAGGCCCUAAAUGGGAGCCCUGGUCAGCAUCUUUGCUGGGCUAAUCAAAUGACACCAGAAAGUUCAGACGUUGCGUAUCCCAUUAUAGUUCCUGAAUAUGAAGAGCUUACCACUAGCCUCCCAGCUGAUGUCACAAAAUCUGCAUCAACAACAACAGUGGAAACAGCUGAUGGAAAGGCUUCCCCUGCAGGAGCUAGCCGCAGUCCAAGGGGCACCAAGGAAGGCACAGCCAAGAGCCCUCUCAUCUUGAUCAUCAAGAAGGGAGCCAACAGCAGUGCUUCAAGUCCAGCAUGGCAACUGUCUCCAUGCAAGAGUAGCACUGCAAAGGAGGAAAAAGAGGAGUCCAAGAUGCUUUUCUGCAAUGCACUGAACCUACUGCCAAGUUCAGGGGAACAGCUGAAGAAGAUGCGCAAGGGCAAGUCGGCCCGUGCACUGGCUGUGCUGAAAGACAAAGUGAUGUCGGAGUACCUCAAGAACCACUUCGUGCCACUGAACCGUGUGCAGGGCAUGUACCGGUAUUUGUUCAAGAAGGGCCACUUACGGGAGGGCAAGCUGACGUAUGCCUGUGAGGUUUAUCGGAACCUGCGAAGCCGAGAGAACCGGCCAAGGGCGUCUCUGGUCAUGUCACGGUAUGACGAUGAGGACUUCAUUCCCAAAAAGAAUCAAUCGUCAUCUCCGGGCCUUCUUUGGCACUUGAAGAAGAAGAAGAAAGUUACUUCGAAAUAUGAAAUGGACGAUGAUUACGUCCCGAGGAAAGGUCAAGUCAAUGGCCAGAAACUUCGGCGCAGCCUGUGGGGCCGGCCAAAAGGUUCCUGGAGGACGGCAGCAGCUAACAGCGAUGCUAGCAGCAACAGCAGCAGCCCAUCUGUUGAAAUAGCUGCAUCCAGUCUAGCAGAACUCGAAGGUUGUUGCAUGACGCCGCUGUACAAGCUGGAAGCAGGCAACUGGACUCCCAAGUGUUCCGCAGACGACUCUAGUCGAUGGGACAUCUGGGUCUCUGAGAACUCUCUCGAGAGCAAGAUGUCGCGUCCCAUUCCAAUGGUGGUCCUGACCAGGAUUGAAGACUGUGAUGCAGAUGCUUCAGGGACUUCCAAGGUUGAGUCGCCACAGCACACGGUGGUGUCCGAGUUGUUCUGCAGCCAGUGUUCCUACAGCUGUCUCAACAAACCUUCCUUGGUGAACCACUUCUCUUCGAAGCACAAGGAAACAGACAUCUCCUUUAGGACUGUGGUCAUGAAGUGCCGCAUAAACAAGACUGCCCCUGCUGCUAAAGGUCCAUCUACAUGACUGCCAGAAAGGAAAAAGGCAAUAUCUUGGUGCGACCACGCAGCGAAUGAGCCAUGGCACGACUCUUGCUGACACGCCUUUUCCUGGUGCUCGUGGAACAGGCAUCCGAGCUGCCUGUUGUGUUCCACUACACUGCCAGUUAAUUAUUUAUGACAAAGUGACUGUCAGUCUGUGGGAUGUGUGUGUCUGCUGCGAGAGAAGCACUGUAGUAUAUACGUGUUGCUGUUGUUUCUUCAACGCUGUUUAAGCGAUCACUUCAAACGUAUAUUUUGAGUGAUAACAAUUUUCACGAUCUUGCAGGCGUAUUUUCUACGGUAACGAAUAUAAGUAAUGCGAUCUUUAUUUAACAUGUACGCUUUAGCUGUUUUGUAUCUUUGUAGAAUGCUGUUACAAUAUUCAAGUUCCCCUGUUCGAUUAUAGUACUGUGGCAAAAGCUACCGUGUUGGCAAUAAGUGUUGUAGUAUGUGGUAAAUAGCUGUUGCUUCAAGACUCAUCAAAUGUUGUGCAGAGCGAAUUGAAAUGCUCUGACACAGCAUGAAUUGUAUAAUAGUACCGUAUCAAUUGUUCAACCAUUUCAAGCGUUUUAUGUAUGUGAAACCUAUCAUCCCCGUUGUGGCAUCUUCAGCCAAAAGAACAUUAUUAGUGCAUCUUGAGUGAAAUGCACUUGUGUCACAUGCAAUUGGCUAUUAGCAUGGAAAUGCACAUUCUUAUAGAAAAGAUCAUAUGGCUGUGCUCUUCAGUCUUGCAAUAUACUGCCUUAUAUAGAACUUUUUCCUUUCUUUUCCCUUUUUACUUUAACUGGUGCUAGUAAACAUUUAAAUGGGCCAGCCAUUUAAGUGGGCAGAAAAUGAGCAGGUUUGUGUAAAAGGAGGCGAGGCAAGGGUAUUGGCGAGUCUGGCACUCACCGUCUGGUGAUAAAAUUAUCAUCAGUUCUAACGAUUUCACGCAAGUAAACGUUGAGCUGAAGUUGUGUACUCAUUGUUUGGCUAACAUACUGCAUUUGCAUGAAUAUAUUAGGAAUGACUUUUCAGCAGUUUGAAAAAUAAAAAUGAUAAUAAAUAUGGUUAAGAGUGGACUAAUACCCCUAUCGCAUGGGCAGCUGGGAGCUCCUCUGAGAUAACGGAGCAUGAGAGUUUUGAAUGGUGUUCUGCAUCACAGCAGUCGCAGUUGGGUCUCGCUACCUCUUACUUUUAUCGGAUGCUGUCAGGGGACUGUUAUGUGCUGUUUGGCUUAUAUGUGAGAGAUAAAAGAAAUCACUUUAAAGUAUGAAAAGUGAUCUUGGAUUUUUCUUUUAUUUUAGCAAAUAACCUGUAACCUCAAUGGCAAAAGUUAUCACAAUAGUUUAUUAAAAAAUAUGCAGUGUAUCAGCAGUUGUGGCCACCCAGUAUUUCUUUAUGAUCAGAUGGCCCAACAAGAACGACAAUUUAACCAUGACAAUAGCAUUGUGUUAUGCUUAUUAUCUCCCAUCUGUUCCUAAUUAUCUUUCCAAAGUUGGAAAGAAACCCUUCUCUCUCUUUUUCUGAUAAAGCAAAAUGGGCAUGCCUCAGUGGCCCACUGGUAUGUGGUGCAUAAACAUGCUGCACAAAUUGUUGGGGGACAACAUUAUAUGAAAGGUAUAAAGUUUACCACAAAGGUCAAACUGUUAUGAAGAGAACUUCAUAAAAGUUCAAUAAAACAUAAAUGCACUUAGCAAAUCAGAGUGAGGAUAGGAUGCAGCUGUCCAAAUAGCCACACCCAAGUGGGGCCAGCAGCCAAGCUCUGCAGGCAUGCUCUUGACGUGCAGAUUCAGAGAGUUCUGGGCACAAAUUGUUGAAAGAGUUACUGAACUUUAUCCAAGCAAAAAAAAUUAUCUUAGUUGCAUGUGCAAGUAAAUUUAUUUAAACUGCGCUUGGUUCACAUAUCACUGGAGCACGCUGGGUACGACAAAAUGCCCCUCACUUAUCAAGGAAGCUUGCUGAACUCCCUCCACCAAAAACAGAAUGACACCUACAUGAUAGCACAUACAUUGCCUCCAUUUCGUUUGAGCUGACAUAUAUGUUAGUUGGCAACCAUGCAAAAGCUUUGUAAAUACAAAAAUGCAACCAUAGUUGGAGGCUUAUGAGAGCCUGUAUGUGCCUAAAGGCAAGUUAUUUUAUGUAGUGUCACUGCUAACGUCCUCCUUAUGGGCUGUGAGCCAAUCUAUUCAUGCUAUUCUUGGUAAACUGAGGUGGUUCUCUUAAGCAAAAACACAUGGACAAGUGCAGUUAGUCUGGAGGAUGUCAUGUGGUAACAAAAUCUCUCAUCUUUAACUGUAUCAGUCAAGUUUAAACAGGCAAGAACUGACUGCAACAUUGUAUUAGACUAGCAGGCCCCAUUUGCAGUUCAAGGUGAUGACCAUUCUUUGGUCCAUGGUUGGCUUCUCAUGAGUUGGUGGCAUUUUAAGAAUGCAGAGGAGGUUCUAUUCGAACAGGUUGAUGUGCCUGCGUUUUAUCACUCUGUACUUAAAGAAAUGGUUCUCUUGCAAAGGUCGCACUGGCAGAUAAGUGAAAGUGCCUGAGCAGUUGAGCAACAAUGAGCACACCAUGGCCGUAUACCACAUGCACAAACAGCUGAGAUCGGCAGGUGUGAGGACCGAGAAGUCGGCUCACAGACUAACAUAUUGUUCAAACAGACUUUAGUGCGUGUCAUCAGUAGCUCACAUGCAGAUGGUUCUUUUGAAAAGGUUUAAGACAAAUUUUCCUGUGUUCCUGUCCAUAGAAUUUUCUCACUCAGAACAGCACCUGAAUGAGGCUUUAAAAAAUUGCAUUUAUAGCACGGUUAAAACACGUUGGCGGGCUAGUUGGUUAGAAUCCAUGGUAGAGUGUAUAAGCACGACUGAACGAGGACG
Messenger RNA from Dermacentor andersoni, 6402 nucleotides. RefSeq lists its product as uncharacterized. The record is from RefSeq and is a predicted model, not a curated record. Lineage: Eukaryota; Metazoa; Arthropoda; Arachnida; Ixodida; Ixodidae.